AUGCGACUGCAUCGACAAAAAGCAGUUGACGUAGGCAAUCAUGGAAGAGGAGGAGGAGAGGCGCCAGUGGCGCCUGCCACGGCCGUGGCCGCGCAGACGUGCACCGCAACAGCGAAUACAUUCGAUGCACUGAAUGUAGAACAUUUUGAUGCUCUUAAUGAAUCCCUACUCUUGGGCAAUAUUCUUCGUCUUGCGGGUAAAUUGAAAAUGCACUGCAUAGCCUUCGUUUCUUUUUUCUCUCGGGAAUUUUUUCGCCUCAUUUCCAGGUUCUCCAUUUUUAUUGCACCAUGCUCCAGUCGAAAACUUGUUUAG
Messenger RNA from Gongylonema pulchrum, 312 nucleotides. The record is from the annotation of a GenBank genome assembly. Lineage: Eukaryota; Metazoa; Nematoda; Chromadorea; Rhabditida; Gongylonematidae.